Molecule: messenger RNA, 450 nt
Organism: Struthio camelus australis
Lineage: Eukaryota; Metazoa; Chordata; Aves; Struthioniformes; Struthionidae
Source: RefSeq, a predicted model, not a curated record
AUGACUAAAGACGGCGUGUCUCUGCGCUCCCUGAACAAGACAUUAAACAGGGUAGAAAAUAAGCUGCAGACCUUGGAAACUCAGUUCAAAGAUCUGAAGUCAAGCUUGGACAAACUGGCAUGGAAGUUUGAACGUCACAGUGAGAUGCUGGACAAUCAGAUGAGCCAGGAUGCAAUGUGGAUAUCCAUGUCAGAAGACAGACAGACCUCUGCAGAGAUCAACCUCCUGCUCAGCCGCACGUGUGAAACCCUGGCCUCCCUGUGCUCCCUGGUGACGGCCCAGGUGCCUGACCUGGCAGCCGGCCUCCCCAGCACGGCCGCCGUCCUGAGGCGCAAGGCCAGGCACCCGAGGAUCCAGCGGGACAAUGCUGUAUUUCGUCUUCAGAAAACGAUGGAACUAAGUCUGUAUCAGAAGCGGCUUUUGAAGGACAUGCAGAUACUGAAUAAUUGA